This is a messenger RNA of Pseudophryne corroboree (corroboree frog), 1149 nucleotides long. RefSeq names its product potassium two pore domain channel subfamily K member 18 (gene KCNK18). Gene Ontology annotation, molecular function: potassium ion leak channel activity; outward rectifier potassium channel activity. Gene Ontology annotation, biological process: stabilization of membrane potential; potassium ion transmembrane transport. NCBI's taxonomy places the organism in Eukaryota, Metazoa, Chordata, Amphibia, Anura, Myobatrachidae. Bases 1 to 1149 code for a protein of 382 amino acids. Gene Ontology annotation, cellular component: plasma membrane. The record is from RefSeq and is a predicted model, not a curated record. The transcript is spliced from 3 exons.
AUGUCCACCACCCGCUCCUGCUCCAGGAGGACAAGCUCCACGUUCUGGUGCCUGUUCCCCCACGUCUGCCUGGUCUGUUCCCUGGUUGUGUAUAGCAUCAUCGGAGCUGUUGUGUUCCAGCUACUGGAGGGCGCCGUCCACAACACAACAUCGCAAUUCACUAAACUACUGGAUGAACUCUGGGAUGUGUCUCAUAACUCCAGUGUCAGCAACGAUGCUGAAGGUUUCAAAAAUGUUUCGCGGCAGCUGAUUGUCCAGUACAUGAAGACUGAUAAUCACGAUGUUCAGUGGAAUUUUCUCAGUUCCCUGUUUUUCUGUUGUACAGUAUUCACUACAGUCGGUUACGGCCACCUGGUCCCCGUCACCGUGUUGGGGAAAGUUGCGUGUAUGGUGUAUGGUGCGAUUGGCAUUCCCCUCAUGCUCCUGGUGCUGGCUGACCUAGGAGACAUCCUCGCCGGCUGCAUGUCCAAUAUGUAUAAACGUGUCCGAGAAUCCUGCUACAGAUGUUCUGAGCGGAAGUCCACCGUGGCCAGCAUGAAAGGUCGCUCAGAAAAGUCCAGUAUGGAGUCCACUCUGGAUAGUCGAGUGUCCGUCAAGGAGCCGCUGAACCUGAUGGAUGUGCUGAUGAGCCAGGCGACGCUGAAGCGGAAAUACCUGCAGAUGCGGAACAUCGAAAUUUUUGAAGAAAUUCUCGUAAGAGAGAACAUAGUGCCCAGGAAAUACCCGAAUAUGAAGUGCUACUCCUGCCCGGAGCUGGACAAGAUGCCCUCUAGCCAGUCCGCUUUCUCAAACUUUGACAAACUUGGGGAAGAACUGGAGAAGCUGGAUGUCCCGGUCAUUGUCAUCGUCCUGGUGGUGGUGGCCUACAUCAUGUUGGGGGCCCUCAUCUUCCCGCGGUGGGAGGCCUGGAACACUUUGGAUGCCUUUUACUUCUGCUUCGUCACCCUCACCACUAUCGGGUUCGGUGAUGUGGUUCCCGAACACCCAAACUAUUUCCUGCUACUGUCGCUCUACAUGGUGAUUGGCAUGGCCAUAAUGUGCAUGGCCUUCAAGCUGAUGCAGAACCGGCUGGUGUGUCUCUAUAAGCUAUGUAUUGUCUGUGUCAGCGGGGGCAACGUCACAAUGGCCCCCAGCAAUGAUCAGCGGUAA